This is a messenger RNA of Hylaeus volcanicus, 3245 nucleotides long. RefSeq lists its product as uncharacterized. Bases 118 to 3027 code for a protein of 969 amino acids. Gene Ontology annotation, molecular function: ubiquitin protein ligase activity; ribosome binding. Lineage: Eukaryota; Metazoa; Arthropoda; Insecta; Hymenoptera; Colletidae. The record is from RefSeq and is a predicted model, not a curated record. The transcript is spliced from 8 exons. Gene Ontology annotation, biological process: protein ubiquitination; rescue of stalled cytosolic ribosome.
AGCAUGCUUAUAAAAAAAAAAAUAAAUUGCCUUUUUUUUGUUAAAGAAAAUUUUUUUCCUGGAACAGUUAUCGUAGCAGAAAGAUCAAAAUGUGAUGAGUAAAAUAGAUAGAGAGGUAUGGCGGAAAAAACACCAAACAAUUUCCAAUGUUCAAGAUUUCGCGAAAAUAAUUUUUCACAUAAGUCCAGUGGGACAUAUAGGCAUUAUACAAAAUCAUACAAUGGUGAAGGACACCAGCAUUCGAAUCAUAAAUACGCUAAAUUCCGAAAGGAUUUUCACAAAAAUGGAAGAAAAACGAGUUCAACAUACCGUUCACAAUCUUCGAACCAUAAUCAUCGAACAUGCUUUUUUAAUGAUUUUUUAACUAUAGCGUAUAAUUUUAGAAAUAAUCCAACAAAGCACAAAACAUAUUCAACAUGCCCUAUAUGCUGUUCUACUAUGGUGUUUAUAGCCGUAGGAAAAUGCCAAGACAUUGUCUGCUGGAUUUGUUACUUGAAGAUGCGAAUUUUGGGAAAAUCGACCACCUGUCCGUAUUGUAAAAUUGAACAAGACUAUGUUUUAAUAACAGAAAAUCCUAUGUCUCAGUGCGCAUCCCAUUCUAAAGAGGAGAAAGAUCAUUCGCAAUUUAAAAUCAAUCCAUCGAUGUUGAGUACUAUAAAUGUUGAAAAUUAUACUGAAGAUCAACAAAUAAGUCAAUAUAAGCUUUUGUUUGAUUCCAAACGUGUUCGAGAUUUAGUAAAAGCAUUUAUGGAAUACACUUGUUGGCACCCUUUAUGUACAAUUUAUGUUUUUGACGGGGAAUUCAUGUCGUUCAAAAAUUCUUAUGAAGACUGGGCUCGCCAUAUGAUUUCCAAACAUAAUUUACAUCCUUGUAGUGUGUGUAUUUGUAAACGACAAGUAUUUAUUCCUGAGCAAAUUCUUUACAUGUUAAAGGACCUACAAACUCACUUUACACUGGGUGACCAAGUUGAUAACACUUUUAUUUUACCUCAUGUACAGUGUAAGCUUUGUAAAGAAUACUCUUUGGAUUUGGAAGGUUAUUUGCAGCACAGCAAAGAAGUUCACAUAACAUGUUAUAUUUGUGAUAAAGAGGCUACAAAGGGAUUAGAGUGUGGAAUUCCACCUUGUUUCUUAAGUUUAAAUUCUCUUGAAAAGCAUUAUGCGAAAUUUCAUUAUAUUUGCCAUUUAUGUGAUUAUCUAGCUUUCUCUACUCAAUCAGAAUUAUCGGUUCAUAUGCUUAAAAUUCAUCGUUUAAAUAAUUUUGAAUUUCAGCAUUUACCGAUUCAACAUGACUCGUUCCAUGCCUCUUACCAAACUCAAAGUCCAUUAUCAUUUACAUUUUCGCCUUAUUGUGCUCUUAAAUUUUCUAAAAAUGAGUCACGCUCUUCUUCAUCUUUUGUUAGUGUUAAAAAUUCUUAUGAGCAAAGCUCCUAUUUUCAUAAGAAUGCACCGUCUGAUCAAAAUUAUACUAGACCAAAUCAAUAUAUGCGAAACCAUAAAGUCAAUAAUGAACAUACAUUAAACAAGAAACUGGACUUGAUUGAAAACGAUAUUAAUGACGAAAGAAUAAAAGACAGCGAAGAUGAGAAACGACUUCAAACCUAUGGGAGUAACGAACAAGCUAAGGAGAAAUUUACAGUGUAUAAUAAUUUACCAUAUUAUCAUAUACCGUUUUACCAUAAAAAAACUGAGGAAUCGAGACGAAUUUUUAUUCAGCUUCAUUUCCCAAAACAAAUUUAUUUAUUUGAUGAUUUACGUACACUUAAAACAUGUUUAUCCUAUUUUUUUGCUUUUGAUACAAACUUAUCCUUAAAAAAUGCAGAGCAGUGGUUUUCUAAAUUAAAAAAUAAAACGCCGCCUCUCGAGAUUUUUGAUACAUUAUGGAGUCAUCAAGAAAACAGGAAUUCACAAGAAUCAAGUGAUACACAGCUGGAACCGGAACCACCUUUGUGGCGACAAAGCUGGAGAAAACUUUACCCUUCCGUGUCUCCAGCAACGGAAAUUUUUUUAAGGUUACUUGUCUCUUAUUCAAAUGACGACAUCAAAGAACAAGUUAAAAUGGAUAUUUUAAAGCUAUUACCCGUUGAAUGGCUUUAUGAACUUCAAGCUUCUCUUUCCUUACCUCAAACAUUAAUUAAAUCGGUAAUUAAUCUACAAACGGAUGUCACCUGUUUCACUGAACUAGAAGAUAUGAAGCAAAAUCAGUCAGCUUCUAAAAAGAAAGAGUCUUCUCUACAAAACAGUGCAACGGAGACUCUCGAACCUGUUAAUGUGUAUUCUACUAUAUCUUUUCUUGAUGCAAUGAAGAAAGCUUUAACGCUGUAUAGAAAUUCUCACGGUCCACCAUGCCAUUUCAAUCAAACGGGAUCCUCAUCAACUUUACAUAAAACUAUUAUGCAAAAAUUACAACAUGCCACCAAGAAAGAAUUACUGCAAAUGAGUGGGUUAUCAGUGCAUUUCUCUGCGAACGAUUUACGACCUAGCAUAGCCGAAAACCUGAUAUCAUUAUGUGCGACAUAUUUUUUAUUAGCAAAAAAAAAGACAUCGCAUGAAGCCGAAUCAAGAAAUUGGAUAUCUCGUUGUUUUGGGCUUCUUGAAACAUUACUACCGAAAGAAUUCGCUUUUCUUGAGCUUUAUGUUGACGAGUCUCUUAAACAACUUUGUAAUACUGAACACAAUGAAAAUUAUCCAUCUUUAGACAAAAAUGAAAUGACAACACACCACCCAUCCUCCUCUCAGUCAAAACUAAACUAUAAAAAAGAAUGUGAUGCUUUAUCUUCUCAUUUCAAUGUAUCUAAUACUAUGGACCUGUUCCCUCCCCUGGUUCCCUUACAGCCUAAUGUUAAAAAAAGCCCUAGUUUAUUAGAUUAUAAAUCGCUUAUGCAAAACAAGGAAGACCGUCCUGUGACGCAGGCUCCAAAACAUGUUCACAAAAACAAAUUUAAUACACUGAAAACAGUCAACAAAGAAAAACAAGUACACACGUCUCAACUCCAGCAAUAUUCUGUCAAUUUUCCUUCUCUCUGACACGGAAGUUACAUGAAAGUUUUAAAUAGAAUGACGACGUACAUUUUUCUGAACCUUUCCUCUUUACUCCAACCAAUCUACAUAAAUCUAGAACAACAUUUUUUAUUUGUUUUAAACACACCCUCUAUAUCACAAAUUAUACACUAAGUUUUUUUAUUUUUAUUCCGAAACCCUCACUUUUCCAUCGUUUAAAAAUUUUAAAUUUUUUUAGACUUUAA